GGAGAGUUUCGGUCACGUGAGACACAAAACUGGCCAGAAUUCAAGGGAAGUCGGGAAUAAGAAUAACAAAGAGUCUUAUUGGAGAGAAGGCGGAGGGAUACGUAAGUGCAUCACGAGGGAAGAGGCUUGUUUGAACGGAAAGCGCGAGGAAAAGGCAGUCGCUCUGAGGCGAGUGAAGGGAGAAGGUGUUUAUGUUGAAGGAGCUUUAAUGAGGCCUGUUGUUGUUGUUGUAGGCUAAAGGCCUCAAUGGCAAGUGUGUCUCCACACAAGACAGGCGCCUCCCCGAAGGGCCCCAACGCCGUGGAAAGGCCCACUUAUUGGACCCCUCGCAAGAGUGGAUUAGGACCAAAACCAGGCCUUGAAAGCGCUGCGACGCCUCUCGAUUUCUCUACCUUGAAAGCAGCUGAUUUUGGCAUCACCCCGGAGUCGUUUACAAAACAAACGGAAGGACAAUCUAAGAAUGUUUUAAACAAAUUUAGACGUCGAUCAACAAUUGGAAUUCGGGGUUCACCAGAAAAUAAUUCUCUAAUCCGAUACGUUGCUUACCGACGGCGAGCAAGGAAGCAAGAUGCCUUGGCGCAGGCUAGCCCUUUUACACAUCGGAACGCUUUUCUAAAAGAUAAAAUCGCUGCCUUCCAGUUGUCUUUUAACCCACCUGAGGAAACUGUGGAAAGACAAAUCCAUGUAGCUGAAACCUCUAAAAAAAUCAAUGUAGGACAACAUGAAGAAUCAGAACAGGACCAAAACUUGCUGUCAGUGUUUGGAACACUUGCUUUUGAGGAAAAUACAGCUAUGAAAUCUUUAAAUGGAGGGAAAACUUCCCUUGGUAUACAGGAACACAAUAUUGUAUCUCCAUCAUCAAAGCCUUUCCACAAUGACACAGGUGAAACUGCAGAGGCACUCCCUGGCUUGCUAGCAAGUAGUGCAAAAUCUGGAUACACGAGUUUGAAAACUACUCCUUGUAAGGGUGUAUUGAGGACUUCAUGUGAUAAGCAGUUCUCAUAUGCCAGUGAAGAAGUAAACUGGAGUGCUACAAUUCAGAAGAGCUGUAAGAAAGUUAGAUUUGCAGAACAACAAAGUUUGCAAUUAUUUGAUGAAACCAAGCCUCCUGUCACACCUGUUCAAAGGGAUUCUUUGUCUUCCUGUUCUGCUCGUCCUGUUUUGAAGAAAAGACUAGUAGAAACUGGAGAUAAGAAAGUUGGCAUUGAACACCAUCUUGAGCCGAUUGAUGAUACAAAGGAGGAAUUUUCAGCAGACCCUGCCAAUACAACUAAUGAAAGAACUACCAGAUCAGUAGAAGAAGUAAUUAUAAAAAAUGAAGAUCUCGUCUCUGUUGAUAUUCCAUUACAUCUAAAAAGAGUUCUGCACAGUUCAUCAGUUUCAAGAGAAAGUUCUCCAAACAUGAGUCCUGACAAGAAAUCAUUUUCCCAAUCAGACCUUGAUCACAAUGAUGAACAAGAAUCAUCAAAAGGUGCUGAAUGUGCUGCAGACUAUAAUCUGGAAGAAACAAGCAAAAAUUCUCUUCAUGUCCAAGCUCCUGCACGUAGAAUAACAAGAUUGUCUGUAAUAAAUCAGCAUUGCAGCAAAGUAGAAGAAACAGAUUCUGCCCUUGCAAGCAAAGUGCCAAUCAAGAAUUCCAAAGACAAAGCCAACAAAAUUCAAAAAACUAAACCUGAAGCAAAAUCUGUUCAGAAAAAGAAACCAGCUGCUAAAUGCAAAGUUUUUGGAAAGAGGAGAAAGAAAAAAAAGAAUCAAAAAGCGUUGUAUGGACAGCGAGAAAUCGCAUCAAAGACACCUCUCUUGAGUCCAAUUCUUGAGGUGACAGAAGAAAUCUCAUUUGGGUCUUCUUAUCAGCACACCCCAGAGUCACACGUUUCAAGCUUUGAUUAUUCCAUUUUGAGCGACCUUCGUGGGGAAUCUGAGAAUGGAAGAAAUGAAAACAGUUGCAGCCUGUGGGAUAAUAAGGAAGAUGGUGACUGCUUGCAUUCUAGUCUGGAUCUUUUCAAGAAAUUGGACAUGCCAGCCUCAUUCUCGCUGCUUGCAGAUGAUUCUGCAGAUGGUUUGAAGGAUAUGCUUCCCUUAGAGUCUCCUAAACAAAAUUCUCCCAAGAAAUUGAAUACUAUCUUAAAGGAAAAGGUACAGGUGUUGAAUAGUGACUGUACCUCAGGAAAAGCCAAGAAGCAGGAGAAACAUGAGAUCCUACACUCACCAAGAGCUGAACGGACUGCACUUGUUAGUGUAGAAUCUGCAGCCCAAUUAGGGGGUGAAAGUGACAGCAUGAACCUCAACAAGUUUCCAAGGAGAAAAUCCAGAAGACAAACCUUUCAUCUUCCAAAUUGUUCUGAAACACCUGAAAACAUUCACAGUAUCCCUGAAGGCAAUGGGGAAGAGCUUUCCCUUGCACCCGCGGAUUCUGAACUCUUACAUAGCCUACAAUGCAGUAUAGAGGCCUCCUUCAGUAGUACUUCCAGAAGGGUGAGGCGCAGCAUGAGAGGGCAUAAAGAUGCAGAAAAGGAGGGACUGGCCUGGAUUGAGAUACCUGAUUCUGCCUGCAGCAUCAAGAGAAGACUGUCCUCCUGCAUUCCUCAAGAAUCGGAGCUGCUUCAUCAAAAGGAAGCAAAUGGCAUCCAGUUGCCCUUCCUAAUGAGCGAAGAGCAGGAGAAUGCUCAUGUUCCAACUGGCCCUUACAAGGUAAAGAAAAGGAAGAGCAUUGCCGUGCUAUGUGCCAAAGAAAACAACAGCCUUCAGGCCCAGAGAAUCAGAAGAGCGAGUCUUGGAUACAAAAGUGAUUACUGCUAUAGAAAGGAAAUGAGCACAUUCAUUAAAAAUCAUCCUACAAUUUAAUUUAAGACUAUUCCUGUUUGAAAGGGGAAGGUAGCCAGUUUGUUUGAGACAUAAAACCAGAAUAAUUUGGAUUUUUGAAAAAGGUUAAGAAAUUAUUAUUAAUGCUACACAGAGGAAAUGUUGACAAAAAGUACAUGUACAAAGAAUGAAAAUGCAGAAGAGAAAUAAAAGAAAUAAUGGAAGUAUAAAA
Molecule: messenger RNA, 3034 nt
Organism: Anolis sagrei ordinatus
Lineage: Eukaryota; Metazoa; Chordata; Lepidosauria; Squamata; Anolidae
Gene: CDCA2
Product: cell division cycle associated 2
Source: RefSeq, a predicted model, not a curated record